GGAUCCUCGAUCGAUAGUUUGAUUGACUGAUUGAUUGAUUGAUUGAUUGAUUGAUUGAUUGAUUGAUCGGACCAAAUAUAAGAAAAGAAGAAGAAAAAAAAACGGGUGGAGGAGGGGUAGUAGGAGGAGGAAAAAGAAGAGGGCGAGGAGGAGGAGGAGGAGUAAGAGGAGAAGGACGACAAGGAGAAGUAUGAGGAUGAUGAAGAAAAAGGAGGAAGAAGAGGUGGAGGAACAAGAGAAUGCGGCGAUGGAGGAGGAGGAGGGAGAGAAGGAGGAAGAAGAAGACGAAGAGGAGGAGGAGAAGCAAAACGAAGAAGAGGAGGAGGAGGAGGAGGAGGAGAAUGGCGAUGCGCAAAAGGAAGAGGAGCACGAAAGGGAUGAUGAGAAGGAGGAGCCCAUGACGAUGGAAAAGAAGGAGGAGAGGGAGGAGGAGGAGGAGAAGGAGAAGGAAGAGGAAGAAGUAGAAGCGGAGGAAGACGACGACGAGGAGCAGAAAAAGGAGGAGGAGGAAGAGGAGGAGGAAGAAGAGGAGGAAGAGGAAGAGGAGGGGGAGGAGGAGGAGGAGGAGAAGGAGGGGAAGGAGGAGGAAGAAGAGGAGGAGGAAGACAAAGAGGAGGAAGAGGAGGAGGAGGAGGAGGACGAGGAUGACGAUGACGAGGAGGAAGACGAAGAAGAGGAGGAGGAGGAAAACGAGGAGGAGGAAAACGAGGAGGAGGAGGAGAAGGAGAAGGAGGAAGAAGAGGAAGAAGAAGAAGAAGAGGAGGAGGAGGAAAACGAGGAGGAGGAGGAGGAGGAGGAGGAGGAGGANGAGGAGGAGGAGGAGGAGGAGGAGGAGGAGGAGGAGGAGGAGGAGGAGGAGGAGGAGGAGGAGGAGGAGGAGGAGGAGGAGGAAGAAGAGGAGGAGGAAGAAGAGGAGGAGGAGGAGUACGAGGAGGACGAGGAGGAAGAAGAAGAAGAGGAGGAGGAGGAGGAGGACAAUGACGAGGAGGAGGAGGAGGAGGAGGCGGAGGAGGAGGAAGAAAACGAGGAGGAAGAAGAGGAGGAAGAAGAGGGGGAGGAAGAAGAAGAGGAGGAGGAAGGAGAGGAGGAGGAGGUGGAGGAGGAGAAGGACAAAGAGGAGGAAGAGGAGGAUGAGGAGGAAGAAUAGGAUGAGGAGCAAGAGGAGGAGGAGAGGGAAAGGAGGAGGAGGAGGAGGAGGUGGACGAAGGGAAGCUGGCUCACCUGGUGUGGGCUGGCAAUGGCGCAUGGGGUUGCGGUCGUCGACGUCGGAGUUCGCCAAUUGCAACACCGAACUCCGGUGCAAGUGCGGGCGGCAAGACGCGCGGGGGAGAACGGCAGGGCCCCCAUUUUCAAAUUUCAAAAUUGCUCGAUUUGGGCCGUCGAUCUCGCAGAUCUAACGGCCCAGAUCAGACCAUUUUGUUUUCAUUUUUGGAGGCCGUACCGACCUCCAACAAAUCUUCCCGUCCGCU
Molecule: messenger RNA, 1469 nt
Organism: Chara braunii
Lineage: Eukaryota; Viridiplantae; Streptophyta; Charophyceae; Charales; Characeae
Source: the annotation of a GenBank genome assembly